UGCUCUGAAAAUUAGCUAGCUAGAAGCGUCGUUUUUGCUGUGUUCAUUACUCGAUCGGAACCAAUGGAUACUAAUGAUGUCUACUACGUUUACCUCGGCCUGGCUCUCAUAUCUAUGCUACUAGUGGUCGCGAAGGGCAGCCGUCGUGGUCGCUCCCCGGCACACGGGCAGGGCCUGCGCCUGCCGCCGGGGCCAUGGCAGGUGCCGAUCAUCGGCAGCCUACAUCACAUAGCCGGGAGGAAGCUCCCGCACCGCGCGCUGCGUGACCUGGCUCGGCGCUAUGGGCCGGUGAUGAUGCUCCGAAUCGGCGAGGUCCCCACGGUGGUGGUGUCCUCGCGGGAGGCGGCGAUCGAGGUGAUGAAGACGCACGACCUGGCGUUCGCGUCGCGGCCGCAGACCGCCACGGGGCGCGUGAUCACCAAGGAGGGCCGCGACAUCGCGUUCGCUCCCUACGGGGAGCACUGGCGCCAGCUCCGGAAGGUGGCCAUCACGGAGCUGCUCAGCGUGCGCCGGGUGCUCUCCUACCGCGCCAUCCGCGAGGGCGAGGUGGCCGCGAUGCUGCGCGACCUCGCCGGCGCCGCGGCGGCGUCCCGCCCCGUGGAGAUGCGGGCGCGGUUGGCCGCGCUGGUGUCCGACACAACGCUCCGUGCCGUGGUGGGUGGACGGUGGGAGGAGCGCGACGCGUUCCUCCGGGAGCUGUCCCGCGCCAGCGUGCUCGUGGCGGGGUUCAACCUGGCCGACCUCUGGCCUUCCUCGUGGCUCGCCGGCCGGCUCAGCGGCGUCGUGCCCCGCGCCCAGGUGUGCAUCGACAGAAUCUACGGGCUGCUCGACGGCGUCAUCGACGCGCAUCGCCGGAAGGCUAGGAACGCAGGCGACGCCGCCGGGCCCGAGGACCUUAUCCACGUGCUGCUGAGGUUGCAGAAGGAUGGAGAGCUUCCGCUUGACAUGGAUGUCAUUAAAGCCGUCAUCUUUGACAUCUUCGGCGCGGGCAGCGACACGUCGUCGACCACGUUGGAGUGGGCCCUGGCGGAGCUGGUCAGGAACCCCAGGGUGAUGCGCAAGGCACAGGCGGAGCUGCGCGCGGCCUUCGGCGGCGCCGGCCGGGUGCGCGAGCAGGCGCUCGGGCAGCUCCAGUACCUGCCCCUGGUGGUGCGGGAGACGCUCCGGCUGCACGCGCCGGCGCCGCUGCUGCUGCCGCGCCAGUCCCGGGAGCCGUGCCGCGUGCUCGGAUACGACGUGCCGGAGGGCACCAUGGUGCUGGUCAACGUCUGGGCCUUGGCCCGCGACGAGCGGUACUGGCCCAACGCGCCCGCGGAGUUCCGGCCCGAGCGCUACGAGUGCGAGUCACGUGGCGUCGACAUGAAGGGCACCAACUUCGAGCUGCUGCCGUUCGGAGCUGGACGGAGGAUUUGCCCGGGGUUGGCGUUUGGGCUCGCCAACAUCGAGCUCGCACUCGCCAGCCUCCUGUUCCACUUCGACUGGGAGCUGCCCGGCCAAUCUGAUCCGGCGGAGUUGGACAUGACGGAGAUUUUCGGCGCCAACACGCGCCGCAAGGCCGAACUAUUGCUUCGACCUGUCAUUCGCGUUCCCGUACCCACCGCAAUCUAGCUACCAGCUGUGGCAUGCUAUUGUCUAGCUAGUAAUUCGAUCGGGCACGCCGCCUGUUGGUAUUGUUAAAAGUGGUGUCAAAAAAUCAUGCUAAUAAAGUUCUAGCCACUAGUGAUAAUAAUUAGUAAUAAAGUACCCGGCCUACUGCUUCGGCAUGCCCUUCGUGCUCCGGCAUGCUGUUCUCUGUAGUAGAUUAUUUGGCCGCGACAUUCUAUAGUGAAGACGGUGCCAAAAUGAUGUUCAUAAUGCAGGUCAUUUUUCUCUGAUUUUCCAUUUUCC
Molecule: messenger RNA, 1887 nt
Organism: Panicum virgatum (switchgrass)
Lineage: Eukaryota; Viridiplantae; Streptophyta; Magnoliopsida; Poales; Poaceae
Product: dolabradiene monooxygenase-like
Exons: 2
Coding region: 64-1608 (514 amino acids)
Molecular function (GO): oxidoreductase activity, acting on paired donors, with incorporation or reduction of molecular oxygen; monooxygenase activity; heme binding
Source: RefSeq, a predicted model, not a curated record